CUAUUAUGCCAGAUGACUCGGUGCCUGCUGUCGAGCCAGACGAUCCAAUGCCAGCUGAUGCCAGAUGACCCGAUGCCCGCUGUCAAGCCAGCCGAUCCAAUGCCUGAUGACCCAGUGCCUGCGGUUCUGCCAGAUGACUCGGUGCCUGCUGCUCCGCCUGAUGGCCCGGUGCCCGCUGCUCCGCCUGAUGGCCCGCUGCCUUGCCUGCUGCUCCGCCUGAUGGCCCGGUGCCCACUGCUCCGCCUGGUGACCCAGUGCCCGUGGUUCUGCCAGAUGACUCGGUGCCCGCUACUCCGCCUGAUGGCCCGGUGCCCGCUGCUCCGCCUGAUGGCCCGUUACCCGCUGCUCCGCCUGAUGGCCCGGUGCCCGCUGCCUUGCCUGCUGCUCUGCCUGAUGGCCCGGUGCCCGCUGCUCCACCUGAUUGCCGGUGCCCGCUGCCGCUGCUCCGCCUGAUGGCCCGGUGCCUGCUGUUCGGCCUGAUGGUCCGGUGCCUGCUUCUCCACCUGGUGACCCAGUGCCCGCGGUUCUGCCAGAUGACUCGGUACCCGCUGUCCUGCCAGAUGACUCGGUGCCUGCUGUCGAGCUUGGUGACCCAGUGCCCGCGG
This is a messenger RNA of Staurois parvus, 605 nucleotides long. The record is from the annotation of a GenBank genome assembly. Lineage: Eukaryota; Metazoa; Chordata; Amphibia; Anura; Ranidae.